ACGUCCCAAUUGUCCUACUUCAUUGUUUGAAGUCUUCUGCUUUCAUUCUUCCGGCCUAAUGCUGUAGCACUUAUACCUUCUUCGAUGCUGUAGAUGUUGUAUCACUUGUUCAUGUAAUUGAAAACAUUUCAACUAAUUAUUGAAUAAACGGUUCCUGUCAAGUUUUGAAAGUUUUGGCCUAAGAACUUAUUCGGCCUAACAAAUUACGAUCUAAUGACCGGACGCCGCUAUGAAUAUUCUGCGGGAAGGCGUAGGUAGAAAAUGUGUGUUUUUACAUUCUUGAGAUCAUAAUCUAUCCAUUAAAAGGUAAGAUAGUGCAAAACAAGAUUUUUUUUUUCAAUUUUUAGCCUAUGUGCCCACUGUGCAUCAGACACCUUUCCACAGGUGGGUGGCUGGAAGACUACCGUUCUUUUUUAUUCGCCUUCCGCGAAUCUAACGAUUAUCACACUACACGUGAUUAUCGCCCGGAAAGUAGUUCCGCUCCCUGGCGGCGUUCGUGCAACUAUGUGGACUAUGUUGUAGUAGGUGAGGUUGAUUACACACAUUUUCGAUGUCAGCGGGAGUCGGCGGCAAUCGAGUGUGGCAAUUCCUCGCCUCUCCUCAUGGGAGUGUUUUAUUAAAUGAACUUGAUGGGAUCGUCAAUCGCGCGGCAGUCUUAUCCUGGCAGUGAAAGUGUAUGGUAUAUGUCUUGGUCGUGAUGGGUAAUAAAGUGGUCACUUUUACCGAUCAACAGCUCGAGGACUAUCAGGAUUGUACCUUCUUCACUAGGAAGGAAAUUUUGCGAGUGCAUCAGCGAUUUCGCGAGUCGAGCCCGGAGUUGGUUCCGAAAAUUAUGACGGAAGGACAAGCCACCUCCAUACAGGUACCGAGGGAGCGAAUUGAAAAGUUGCCCGAGCUGGUGGAGAAUCCCUUCAAAACGAGGAUGUGCGAGGCAUUCUCCCAGGAUGGGGACGGAAAUUUGACGUUUGAGGAUUUCCUGGAUCUACUGUCGGUGUUCAGCGAACAGGCACCGAGGGAUAUCAAAGUGUUUUACGCGUUCAAGAUCUACGACUACGACCAGGAUGGUUUUAUCGGCCAGUCCGAUCUGCUGAACGUCAUCACCGCCCUCACUCGCAACGAACUUACCACCGAAGAGCACCAGCAAAUCGUCGAGAAAGUCAUCGAAGAGGCGGAUGUCGACGGCGAUGGAAAACUGUCCUACUUGGAAUUCGAGCAUGUGAUUACCCGAGCGCCGGAUUUCAUGUCUACGUUUCACAUUCGAAUCUAGAAGGGGACCGGUCGGAAGCCAUCUGGCGGUAUUGAAAUGAAUGCUAAGCGUACUGGUAUGUUCGAAAACUGGUUCGAAGCUGAAAGCGAAGACAACCACACACGGUUUACGGUUAUGCUGGAAUGUGUGCACGAUAACUAAUUUCUAGGUUUUGUUCACUCACAAACUACUCAAACAAAAAGUUAAUGGUUUUUGAGAACAGGAAAAAUAUGUAUGGGUCAUUUUGCCUAAGAGAUUACUUUUUUAUUUGAUGUUUGUAAAUCUAUAUCACUGAUCUUGGGUCUGUUCGUAUUUUGUUAUUGAAACUUUACUACACUUUAAACAUAAAAAUUCUUAUAAAUAAAAAAAAUAUAAGUUGUGUAAUCAACAAUGAUGAA
Molecule: messenger RNA, 1644 nt
Organism: Aedes aegypti (yellow fever mosquito)
Lineage: Eukaryota; Metazoa; Arthropoda; Insecta; Diptera; Culicidae
Gene: Cib2
Product: calcium and integrin-binding family member 2
Exons: 2
Coding region: 677-1267 (196 amino acids)
Molecular function (GO): calcium ion binding
Source: RefSeq, a predicted model, not a curated record